AUGAGUUCAGCGUACAGCCAGGCAGACGGCCAUCCCCUGGAUCCGCUGACCGCGAGCGAAAUCAAAACCGCCAUCAGCGUUAUUAGAGCCGAGCACGAUGAUGUCGCCUUUGUCAAUAUUGUAUCCCUUCACGAGCCACGGAAGGCCGAGAUGACCGCUUGGCUCGCGAAUCCAGGCAAGGCUCCCAAGCCCGCGCGCGUUGCGGACAUUGUGGUAAUCGCAACCGGCGGUCAAGUCUUCGACGGACUGGUGGACCUGCCAAAUCGCACUGUCAUCAAAUGGGAGCUCUUGGACGGACUGCAGCCCAUCAUCACCCUGGAGGAUCUGAACGCCGUUGAGCACGUCUGCCGCACAGACCCUAAAGUGAUUGAGCAGUGCGUACUAAGCGGCAUCCCCAAGGAAGACAUGCACAAAGUCUAUUGCGACCCAUGGACAAUCGGCUAUGACGAGCGCUUUGGGAAUCAAGUUCGCCUGCAACAGGCACUCAUGUACUACCGCCCUAAUAUCGAUGACUGCCAGUACCAGUUUCCCUUGGACUUCUGCCCGAUCUACGACGCAAACAAGCAGGCUAUUAUUGCCAUUGACGUUCCAAAGAUCAGACGGCCCCUGCGCAAGGCGAACAUUGAGCCUAUCAACUACCACCCAGCUGCUAUCAACAAGAUUGGCGGGUAUCGGAAGGACUUGAAGCCCAUCAACAUUACCCAGCCAGCAGGUGUUUCAUUCAACAUUACCGGACGUCAAAUCGAGUGGCAGAAUUGGAAGUUCCACAUCGGUUUCAAUUACCGGGAGGGCAUUGUUCUCAACGACAUUUCAUUUAACGACAGAGGGGAGGUUAGGCCCAUCUUCUACAGACUGUCCCUUGCUGAGAUGGUAGUACCCUACGGAAACCCUGAGCAUCCUCAUCAGCGGAAACAUGCCUUCGAUCUUGGCGAAUAUGGCGCCGGCUACAUGACCAACAGUCUGGCCUUAGGGUGUGACUGCAAGGGCGCGAUUCAUUACCUGGAUGCCGAGUUACCAACCAGGGACGGAGGAAUUCGCAACAUCAAGAACGCCAUCUGCAUUCACGAGGAGGAUGCUGGCAUUUUAUUCAAGCAUACUGAUUUCCGGGAUGAGUCAAGCAUUGUGACGCGAGCUCGGAAGCUGGUCAUUCAGCAGGUGUUUACCGCAGCCAACUACGAGUACGCAAUCCAGUGGAUAUUUCACCAAGACGGAACCAUUCAGCCAGAGAUCAAGCUCACGGGUAUCCUUAACACAUUUGUUAUGAAUCCUGGCGAGGAUACCCACGGCUGGGGCACCCAGGUUUACCCUGGUGUCAAUGCACAUAAUCAUCAGCAUUUGUUCUGCCUUCGAGUGGAUGCAAAUAUUGAUGGAUCCAACAACACAGUCUUCAUGGCUGAUGCUGUUGCUUCGGACGCGCCUGUUGGCAGCCCGGAGAACUUCUACGGCAAUGCUUUCUCAGCUCGGCGAACCAAGUUCAGCACUGUUGCUGACUCCAUGACGGAUUAUGACGGCAGCACGUCUAGGACUUGGGAGAUCUGCAACACGAACCGCCUCCAUCCAUACAGCGGGAAGCCCGCCAGCUACAAGCUAAUCAGUCGCGAGGUGCCGGGCCUUUUACCUAAGCCCGGAUCUCUGGUCUGGAAGCGUGGUGGUUUUGCAAGACAUGCCGUGCAUGUCACCAAGUAUGCCGAUGAUCAGCUCUGGCCAGCUGGGCGCCAUGUCCCCCAGACCUCAGGAGAGCGUUCACUCGGUCUUCCAGAAUGGGUAGGCGACGGCAACGAGUCAAUCGAGAACACAGAUAUCGUCCUAUGGCACACAUUUGGUGUCACUCAUAUUCCGGCACCGGAAGAUUUUCCCGUCAUGCCUGUUGAGCCUAUCACUCUGCUUCUCAAGCCUAGGAACUUUUUCCUGAACAGUCCUGUACUGGAUGUACCCCCCAGUUUCGCGAGUACCCCCAGCCAGGUUGCGGCGAACAACAGUGGGGUUUUGAAUGCCCCGGACACUACAAGCGAGCUUGCGUUCAAUGGUGACAACUGCUGCGGCCGUAGCACAACUUCAAAGCUAUAGACAGACAAGGCCACAAUAGAAUGCUCUUCAACC
Messenger RNA from Microdochium trichocladiopsis, 2100 nucleotides. Its product is annotated as peroxisomal copper amine oxidase. NCBI's taxonomy places the organism in Eukaryota, Fungi, Ascomycota, Sordariomycetes, Xylariales, Microdochiaceae. The record is from RefSeq and is a predicted model, not a curated record. Gene Ontology annotation, biological process: amine metabolic process. The coding region runs from base 1 to 2067 and encodes 688 amino acids. Gene Ontology annotation, molecular function: quinone binding; primary methylamine oxidase activity; copper ion binding. The transcript has 7 exons.